Molecule: messenger RNA, 474 nt
Organism: Menidia menidia (Atlantic silverside)
Lineage: Eukaryota; Metazoa; Chordata; Actinopteri; Atheriniformes; Atherinopsidae
Source: the annotation of a GenBank genome assembly
AUGGCGGCGUCGGGAGCCGGUUCCCCGGGCAGGCUGGUCCAGUACGUGGUGGUCCGGUCGGACCUCGUGCACGCGCUCUCGUGGCCGUUGGGGGCCGUGCUCGCGCAGGCCUGCCACGCGGCCACGGCCGCCGUGCACGUGCACUACGGGGACCCCGACACGCAGCGGUACCUGGCGGACCUGGACUCCAUGCACAAGGUGGUCCUGGCGAGCCUGGAGCAGGCCGGCGUGAGCCACAAACUGUGGGUGGAGCAGCCGGAGAACAUCCCCACCUGCCUCGCCCUGAAACCGUACCCCAGAGAGGCCGUGCAGCCGCUGCUGCGCAAGGGCCUCUCGGAGAGCCUGGAGCAGGCCGGCGUGAGCCACAAACUGUGGGUGGAGCAGCCGGAGAACAUCCCCACCUGCCUCGCCCUGAAACCGUACCCCAGAGAGGCCGUGCAGCCGCUGCUGCGCAAGUUCAAACUCUUCAAAUGA